AUGAGCGAGCAACCCAAGGCAAGAGACUCCGUCACCGUCACCCCCAAGCGAGCAGGGGAAGGAGCAAGCGCCUACGACGUGCAGCUCGACCUCACCAUCAUCGAGCCUCUCUUCCACAUGCGACAGAAGGACGCGGCCAAGUUCCUGGGCAUCUCGUUGACGACGCUCAAGCGAUCUUGUCGCCUCCUCGGGGUGCAGCGAUGGCCGUACGCUGAGCUGCGCGACGGGAGGGCAGGGAACCAGGCCCUGCUCCUCGGCCUCGGGGACGAGGACGAGGACGAGGACGAGGACGAGAUAGGAGGAGUCGGCGGGCAGCGGAGGAGCGGAGACGAGCAGCGCGGGGUGUCGUCAAGCAGCAGGACGACGCCGAGGAUCGACGGGGAGGGAACGAGCAGCCCGCAGAGCCGGGGGGAGACACCAGGGUCGCACACAGAGUCAGCACCCGAGCCUUCCUCGCAAGCCAUCGACGCGCACUGGCUGGAGUGGUACUUGUCGUGCGAGGACGAGGAGGAGAUGUGA
Messenger RNA from Guillardia theta CCMP2712, 519 nucleotides. RefSeq lists its product as hypothetical. The transcript is spliced from 3 exons. The record is from RefSeq and is a predicted model, not a curated record. The coding region runs from base 1 to 519 and encodes 172 amino acids. Lineage: Eukaryota; Cryptophyceae; Pyrenomonadales; Geminigeraceae. Gene Ontology annotation, molecular function: DNA-binding transcription factor activity.